Cavenderia fasciculata is the source of this 183-nucleotide messenger RNA. RefSeq lists its product as uncharacterized. The record is from RefSeq and is a predicted model, not a curated record. Bases 1 to 183 code for a protein of 60 amino acids. The transcript is spliced from 2 exons. NCBI's taxonomy places the organism in Eukaryota, Evosea, Eumycetozoa, Acytosteliales, Cavenderiaceae.
AUGUCAGGAUCAGCAUCAUCAUUAAAAAGUCACUUUGAAAAGGAAAUUGAAAGAGCUAACGAACCAGCAGGGAGAAAGGAGCGUGUCUGGACGCCUAAAUCAGACGAUUCAUACAAUCGUCAAACUACAAAACAAGUGGCUGGAGGUCCACCACCAAAAAAAUCAAUCAGUGAUUUACCAUAG